This is a messenger RNA of Electrophorus electricus (electric eel), 1533 nucleotides long. It is a transcript of the gene tagln3b, whose product is annotated as transgelin 3b. Gene Ontology annotation, molecular function: actin filament binding. NCBI's taxonomy places the organism in Eukaryota, Metazoa, Chordata, Actinopteri, Gymnotiformes, Gymnotidae. The record is from RefSeq and is a predicted model, not a curated record. Gene Ontology annotation, cellular component: actin cytoskeleton. Gene Ontology annotation, biological process: actin filament organization.
CACCGGACAGCGCGUCCAAGCCGUGCCCCACCCCUAACUGCAUGGAUGCUUCAGUUCAGCAUCUUCAAGCAGUGCCCAGAGGAAGGAACUGACCGAGCGCUCGAGCGAAGGGAGGCAUCAAGCGCAUGCACCAGCGCUUUGUUUCUUCAGACAUAGAUUACUUGAGAGUAAGAAAAAAACUGAGAGAUCAUGGCAAACCGAGGCCCCAGUUAUGGCUUGAGCAGGGAGGUGCAAGAGAAGAUCGAACAGAAGUAUGAUCCUGAGCUGGAGUCUCGUCUGGUGGACUGGAUUGCCGCCCAGUGUGGGGGAAAUCUGGAGAGGCCACAACCAGGGAGGGAGAACUUCCAAAAGUGGCUCAUGGAUGGCACUAUCCUCUGUAAGCUAAUUAACAGUCUAUACCCACGUGGCAAAGAGCCCAUUAAGAAGAUCCAGGAGACUCCAAUGGCCUUUAAGCAGAUGGAAAAGAUCUCACAGUUUCUCCAGGCAGCUGAGGCAUAUGGAGUCAUUACCACAGACAUCUUUCAGACUGUAGAUUUAUGGGAAGGAAAAGACAUGGCAGCAGUUCAGCGAACUCUAAUGGCGCUGGGCAGCUUGGCUCUCACCAAGGACGACGGACAGUACCGUGGCAACCGAGACUGGUUCCACAGGAAGUCUCAGUGCAACAGGCGAGAGUUUUCUGAAGAGCAGCUGCGGCAGGGCCAGAACCUGAUCAGCCUGCAGAUGGGCAGCAACCGUGGUGCAUCCCAGGCUGGCAUGACUGGGUAUGGCAUGCACCGUCAGAUCAUGUAAAACCAGCUUCCCUGGCCGGCGAGAUGUCUCACACACCCAGCGGACCUUAAUCCCCCCUUAACCCUAGCCUUCGCUGAGCAGCACCUACUUCACUCAUGUGACUUGUCCCAGAAUGAUGACAAGUGUCAUGUGGUAGAGCACCUUCACUGUCAGAGGCCAAGUAUGUAAACAUUCAAAACCUUUCAAAACCAUCUUGAGAUUCCAUAUUUAAUUAACCAGUCAAAUAUUAGCAUGAUUAAUGAGUGAUUUUAUUUUAACUUUAGUGUAACUUAUACUUAUUUGUUUUUGAUGAAAGAAAAUUAUAUUUUAACAAAUAAUUACAUAUAUCUGAGUGAUUUUCAUUCAUGUAGUUCAGUGACAACAGCUGCCAUUAUCUAUGUAAGCAUUUAGUACUAAAUGUUGUAUCUUUAUUCAAAGAUAAAUGUUCAACUAAAUGUUGUAUCUUUGUUCAAAGAUAUACACCAUACAACAGCUUCAUGGUUGAAAAACCUACAUAAAUAUUGCUAUUGACCUUGUACAACAUGUGAAUGAUGAUCUGUAUUCACCUCUUCAAAGUGUUAUGUCAAAUCGACAAAAAUGUGACCAUAUGGGGAAGGUUAUAUGACACUCUAUCUGGACAUACAAUAUGUAUUUAUCUUUCUCAUUUAGAAGGUUUGUGAAUGUAUAAACCCAUGUUUCAUGUGAUGUUUCUUUGUUUUUUAUGUUUGGUGGAAAUGUUGAAUAAAUCAAUACACUAUCUUAAAA